This is a messenger RNA of Eucalyptus grandis, 879 nucleotides long. RefSeq names its product translation initiation factor IF-1, chloroplastic. Gene Ontology annotation, cellular component: cytosol. NCBI's taxonomy places the organism in Eukaryota, Viridiplantae, Streptophyta, Magnoliopsida, Myrtales, Myrtaceae. The record is from RefSeq and is a predicted model, not a curated record. The transcript has a single exon. The coding region runs from base 129 to 584 and encodes 151 amino acids. Gene Ontology annotation, molecular function: translation initiation factor activity; RNA binding; ribosome binding. Gene Ontology annotation, biological process: translational initiation.
CAGAGGCUGAGGAUAUUUACCAUCAUUCCCAGACACGAACUCCAGAGAAGAAAGAAGAAGCUGAAACAGAGCUCCUUCCCCACCUCCCUCUCCUCCCCUGUUCCUCCCCUGUUUCUCGCUCUUCAGCCAUGUCUUUCUCUCUCUUCAACGCCCCCGCCACGCCCCGGCCACGCCUCCUCCUACCCAUCUCCUCCCCCGCCUCCCUCGCCGGCGGCGGCUGCGGCGGCAACAGGCUCUUCCAGACCCCUGCUCCUGCCGGUUUCGUCAAGCCGCUCCGAACCCACGAUUCUCUUCCUCCGCCGCCGCCGAGGCCCGUCGUGGCGCUCUGCGCCAAGAAGGCGUCGCCGGGGAUGAAGGAGCAGAAGUGGACCCACGAGGGCGUCAUCGUGGAGUCCCUGCCCAACGGGAUGUUCCGGGUCCGCCUCGACAACGAGGACGUCGUCCUCGGGUACAUCUCCGGGAAGAUCAGGAAGAAUUUCAUCCGGAUGUUGCCCGGGGAUAAGGUCAAGAUCGAGGUGAGCCGCUACGACUCGACCCGGGGGCGCAUCAUCUUCAGGCUUCGCAGCAAGGAUUCCGGGGAUUAAGGCGAGUUUGUUUUGCCGACGGUGCCGCGCUUGACGUGUUUGAUGAAAUGACUCUGUUGGGUAUUCCUGUGAAGUGGUUUGCUAAUGGGAUUGGGAAGAGGUAGGCACUCUGUUUUUUGCUUAUGUAAUUAGUUUGAAUACCUGACCUUUUAAGUUCAAUUUGGCAUUCUGGGAAGUGUUGUCUUUUAGCUUUGCAUACUUGAGCUGGUGUAAGAAUUGCUCUUCGGUUGAAUGGAAAUGAAAUGUAUUUAUCUCAGAUUGUUCCAUGGAGAAAAUCCGGGCUUUACGAAGCUAA